AUGAUGCAGAGCUCAGCACUGGCGGCCGAAGGCUCUGUCAAGGGGCUUCCAGAGAUUCUCGGUGUGCCAAUGCAACAGAUUCCCCAGUGUGCUGGCUGCAACCAGCACAUCCUGGAUAAAUUCAUCCUGAAAGUCCUAGACAGGCACUGGCACAGCUCCUGCCUCAAGUGUGCGGACUGCCAAAUGCAGCUGGCAGACAGGUGCUUCUCCAGAGCUGGCAGCGUCUACUGCAAGGAAGACUUCUUCAAGCGUUUUGGUACCAAAUGCACGGCCUGUCAGCAGGGAAUUCCUCCAACCCAGGUGGUACGGAAAGCCCAGGACUUUGUCUAUCACCUGCAUUGCUUUGCCUGUAUCAUCUGCAACCGCCAGCUGGCCACAGGUGAUGAAUUCUACCUCAUGGAAGAUGGGCGCCUGGUUUGCAAAGAGGACUACGAGACAGCCAAACAGAAUGAUGAUUCAGAAGCUGGAGCUAAGCGGCCACGAACCACCAUCACAGCCAAACAGUUGGAAACGUUAAAAAAUGCCUAUAAGAACUCCCCCAAACCUGCCAGGCACGUACGGGAGCAGUUGUCCUCAGAAACAGGUCUGGACAUGAGGGUGGUGCAGGUUUGGUUUCAAAAUAGGAGAGCCAAAGAGAAACGUCUGAAGAAGGAUGCCGGGCGGCACCGCUGGGGACAGUUCUACAAGACGGUGAAGAGGAACCGCAGUGGCAGCAAACAUGAGAAGGAGAGCUCAGCAGAGGACUGUGGGGUUAGCGACAGCGAGCUGAGCUUCCGAGAAGAUCAGAUCCUCUCAGAGCUUGGCCACACCAAUAGAAUUUACGGCAAUGUUGGGGAUGUUGCUAGUGGACAGUUAAUGAAUGGAAGCUUCUCCAUGGAUGGGACAGGACAAUCUUAUCAGGACUUGAGGGAUGGAAGUCCCUAUGGAAUUCCUCAGUCUCCGUCCUCUAUAUCAUCCCUUCCUUCCCAUACUCCCUUGCUUAAUGGUCUGGAUUACACAAUGGACAAUAAUUUAGGAAUCAUAGCACAUGGAGGGCAGGGGGUGAGCCAGACGCUAAGGGCAAUGGCUGGGGGACCAACCUCUGAUAUUUCUACAGGAAGCAGUGUAGGCUACCCAGACUUUCCAACAAGCCCUGCCUCUUGGCUGGAUGACAUGGAUCAUCCUCCUUUUUAAGCACCUCCCACUUCUCCAGCCCACCCCAACCAAUGCAUUCUUUUGGCCCAAAAGUGUGCUCAAAAUAUCAAGAGGCAACCAUCGAACUUCAAGAAUCCUAGACAUACAGCACUGAGAAAUUUCCAUUAUUUUCAAUGGGAAUCCUGGUUCCUGGAGGCUUGUGAGAUGAUAGUGUGGUAUUUAUUUCCUUUCUAUUUGGAGAGUGGGAGGGGAUGAGAAAUCCUUCCUUGUACACAGCACACUGGUAUAUAGUAUCUGGUUCUAGGUUUGCAGAUUGGUAGUAAACACAAACUCAUUGACACUCUCUCCACAUUGUUGUUGAAGACUCUGCUGAUGAGUGCUUUUGAAGUGCAUGUUGACUGGCUCGGCAAGCAUUGGCCAUUGGGAUCUCCACAUCGGCUGGCAUUUCCUUACUUGGAGUUAAGUAUGUUAUAAAGCCUCCAAACCCACUGUUUUUCACAAGAAUUGCUUGAGUGCAGGCAGCCAAACUUAUCUUCCCACUGGAAUGAAAAUGCAGCAUUUCCAGAGCCGUGCCAUGGUUAAGCAAGUGCAAUACUCUCACCAAGCACAGGGCUCUGUCUCUAAAGGUCACAGACAAUAUGGACAGUCACAGGGUGGAAAAGCUAUCAGGAUUUCUCAAGGUGAAAAACAUGAUUUCCUACCACUGAAUAGCCACAUUGAAUAUUAAUGUUUCCUGAAUGUGGCUGGAUGUGUCUCAUGCCAAAUUCCUACUCCUGAGUGUAUCCCUGCUGCCAUCUUUGGGUCAAACACUCAGCAGGUGCUAAGGAUCUGACAAGACCUAGGAGCACUUUUAAGGCUGUGAUGCACAGACUCUGUUCUGACCCUCUACACAAAGAUGAAUGCCUGUGCCGGAGAAUUACAUUGCAUUAGGGUCUGUGUUAACCUCCCCUGGUAGACAAGGACUAUUCAGUAUAGAACCAUGUCAAUGGUUAUGGUUAAUCUGAAUGUGGAGUUUCUCAGAUUUAGCUGACAUGGUUUUUACAUCAACAGCUCUUCUCCACACUGGGACCUAACUCAGGCUUUACACUGUUGUUGUCUAUAUUAUAGUAGUGGCCAGAGGCCUCAUUGUGCCGGGUGCUUGAGACACGCAGAAUCUCAGGCCUGUUGAGCUCACAGCCUAAUGAGGCCAGACAAAGAGAGAAGAGAAGAAGGCAAAGUUAGUUACCCAAGGUGGCAAAGCCAGAAUGAGACCCCAGGUCUCCUGACUUCCAGGCAUGUACCACGAGAGCAGGCUCUCUUCCCAGGUUACCAAACAUAUGUUAUACCAUAGCACAUUUUCCUAGUGUAGAUAGCCCCUAACCAUUGCAGCUUGCAUGCCAUUGAGAAAGAGCAGCAGGAUUUGGCCUGUAGGCCAUAAUUCAAGACAUGGCAGUAAUUUAUGCUUCCCAGCUGGCUGGCUGAAGCACAAUAUGGGGGAUUUUUUUGGGUUUUUUUUACCCUCUUUGGUAAAAGUCCAUUUGUUCACACCCUUUUAAAAAGUCCCUCAGCUCCUGCUGAUCAGGCUGCAAGUCACAGAUAGGAAGAACAUAAACUAGGGAGAAAAUGUAAUGGAAAGACAAUCAAUAAGGCAAAACGGUGGGAAUAAAGCUGCUCAAACAGGUUUUCAGAUUAACCCAGCCAGCUAGCAGAAGAGUCCCUUGACUGAGUGUGCUCUACAAAAGGAAUGACAAAGCAAUCUUUUAUUUCCAAGAGUUAUUUUAGGACACUGGGUUGAAAAUGUUACUCAGAGCUGCCAAGAUCCUCACAUAAAAGAAAAGCUUAUAUAUUGGAAAGUGGUUUAUGUUAGUGCAAGAGAGACCAGACUCCAAUUCACACACAACUUUUUCUCCCCAGUUCUCUUGGUGGCAGAAAGUGCUGCUUGAAGUAUCCUAAGAAACAGCUGGGUUCAAGUCAUUUGGAGACUUUCUUUCCCCCUCCAAACAGUGA
Molecule: messenger RNA, 3120 nt
Organism: Gavialis gangeticus (Gharial)
Lineage: Eukaryota; Metazoa; Chordata; Crocodylia; Gavialidae
Gene: LHX4
Product: LIM homeobox 4
Exons: 6
Coding region: 1-1173 (390 amino acids)
Biological process (GO): neuron differentiation; regulation of transcription by RNA polymerase II
Cellular component (GO): nucleus
Molecular function (GO): RNA polymerase II transcription regulatory region sequence-specific DNA binding; DNA-binding transcription factor activity, RNA polymerase II-specific
Source: RefSeq, a predicted model, not a curated record